Messenger RNA from Aedes albopictus (Asian tiger mosquito), 2059 nucleotides. RefSeq names its product protein FAM114A2. The coding region runs from base 141 to 1943 and encodes 600 amino acids. The record is from RefSeq and is a predicted model, not a curated record. The transcript has 3 exons. NCBI's taxonomy places the organism in Eukaryota, Metazoa, Arthropoda, Insecta, Diptera, Culicidae.
CCACGACUGACAGCUCGUUGUUGUUUCAUCAGCAUCCAUCUCUCGCGAACAGCGUAAAAAUUUCAGUAUUUUUGUAUUAUAUUUAAUUACCUACUAAAUUUUAGGAGCGAUCCCGUGAAUUCCUGCAAAUUUAUACAACAAUGUGUGAUUCCGAUAAUGAAGAGUUUGAAAGUGCGGAUGAAGAUUUUGAGGACGUGAAAAAACUGCAGAAAGGUGACAAAAUGUUCCCCCCUGCUGCUGCAGAUCCAAAGUCUGACGUGGAGCCUACGAGGAGCAGUGGCGACGGUGCCAGUGGGAAGGAUGACGACAAAGCUGCUGACCUUGACCCGCUGGACGAGACCAAAGAAGAGCCGAAGAAAAGCGGAGUUAGGAAAAUUAUUAGACCUGAUAAAGAGCGGCUGAAGGAAGCCAAGUUGGUCGUUGGCAAUGUGGAAGAAAGUGUUGACCAAAAGAAGGAUGCGGCGAAAGAAGCUAUGGCCAGCACUGGCGAUGGUUGGGAUGACUUUGAUGAUGAUUGGGGAGAUUUUAGCGUUGAUGCGGCUUCAGCCACGAAAAAAUCGAAGGAAACAGAGCAAAAGAAAGCGGAAGCGAAUACCAGCUACAAAGAUGUGGACAUUGAUGAGGUGGAAAAUAAGCUCAAAGAUUUUAUGAAGCGACAAGAUGAUCCUCCUGUGAGCUCAGUACUGGAUCGCUUGUCUAGUCAGCAGGACCCGAGCAAGUCUGUGGCGGGGACGGGACAAUCAUGGAGUGGGUGGAAGCCCAGCUGGGGCGGUGCCGCCGUGUCGUUUCUGUCUUCGGCGUCUAAGAGUGUUGCCUCGAUUACGACUAAUAUAACUCAGGCAAUUGAAUCAGGAAUCGGCGUUCCCACCCCGGAAGAGAUGGCUAAGCGUCAGGCAGAGGAAAAAGCUAAACUCGAAGCCGACGGUUAUGUCCCGGAAGACAAUCAACCAAGGGGCGAACCCAGGUCCACGACCGCAACCGAUCGGUUUGGGUUCGAUCAGAUUGUUUCGGGUGUGACCCAAAUCAGCAGUAAGGUCAUAACCGGUGGAUUGGAUACUUUAGAGGGGAUCGGCAAGAAGACCAUGACGAUUCUGCAGGAGAAUGAUCCUGGAUUGUUGAGUAAACGAAUGAACGAUGGUGUUGUGCUGAGUCAGGUGCUUCGUGAAGCCAAGGAGAAAACCGAGGAGCGCGAAAGAAACUUGAAGCAAGUGCAAAAGCAUCUUUAUAAGAAAAAGUUGCACUUCGAGACGCUCUUCGAUGAUUACCAUGGUUUGGUGCACUUGGAAGCACUGGAGAUGCUUUCCAAGCAAGCGUCUCUUAAACUGGAUUCCUUAAUGGUUCCCCUCACCGGAAAUGCCCUCGAAGAGCUACAGGAGACCAUGAAUGAGGUUAAAGAACUUUGCGAGUUGCCUGAUUCGGAAAACGACGACACCGAUGGAACCCAUACUGUUGAAGAGCUAGAACAGAAGCUCAAGGAAGCGGUUACCGAUCUGGACGAAGUGAAAGUGGACUUCCAAGAUCUACUCAAAUGCUGGCGAGAGAACCUCGAGUGGAUCGAAUCGUCGACAACAACCGUACGAUCAUCACAGCAAAUCUUCGAAAAGGCCCUGCACGCCCUGGCGCAAACGACGGCCUUGUGUGUGCUGCGAAUGCACAAACUGGCGGAAAUUCUACUGAUACUGGAACAUCACAGCACGGCCAACGAAGCCGACGCCUUAGUUCAGCUGACCACCGUUUUCUGUUGGCAUUUGAGCGGAGUGGCUGCACGGUUUUCAGCGGAGCUUAGCAAAUUGAAAGCGGACCAGCAAACGCGCCGAUCCGCUGGGGAAGAUAGCGAUAAUGCACUGAUAACGAAUAUUUUCUUGGAGGGUUCCAACAGUACUUCUUACGUGCAGAAUGCUUUCCAGUUGUUCAUCCCAAUACUGCAGAUCGGAGCAGCGUAGUUUCCGUUUUCCCUAGCAUCUUCAACGCGAGUGUUUCUAAUCGUAUAAAUCACAGUGUUUUAUCGGUUUAAAUAAAUGAAAGUUUAUUACUCUUCUUGUAUGUAUAACAAAUCGUA